AUACUCUUAAACUGAAAUCUCACCAUUUUACUUCCUGCCGUGAAAGCGCUGCUAAUGUAGGCACUUGAUGAUCGUUUUCUAGUAGGAUACGUUUGUUUUAGGAAUAAAAUAAACAUCGACUACUGUUAUAUAGCCGGGAUGGAUAUUCUCAAAGCAGAGAUCGCGAGGAAGAGGAAACUCAUCGAGGAAAAACAACUCGUUGACGACUCCAAAAGGUUCUUCAAAAGAGGAGAUCUUGCUCGCAAGGAGGAGGAGGACUACUUCCAAAAAUGCGGCUAUAAGGUUCAGAGAGAGACUCCUGACAGCCAGAUCGAUAAAAAAGAAGAGAAUGAAACAUCCACCUCUGCUAAUCCUGUGUUGGAGUUGGAACUAACGGAAGAGAAGCUGCCCAUGACGCUGUCAAGGCAGGAGGUCAUCCGACGGCUGAGGGAACGAGGCGAGCCAAUCCGACUGUUCGGAGAGUCCGACUACGAUGCUUUCCAGAGACUCCGCAAGAUUGAGAUUCUGACUCCAGAAGUGAACAAGGGUUAUAGAAAUGACCUGAAGACGGCCAUGGACAAGAUUGACCAGCAGUACCUAAACGAAAUUGUUGGUGGGACAGAGCCGGGAGAAAAGGACACGCAGCAUGACCUCAAAGUGCAUGAAGAGAACACCACUAUUGAAGAACUGGAGGCUCUCGGUAAAACUCUGGGAAGAGGGGAUGACGACGGGGACCAAGAGGUCAUCGACAAGUUCUUGCGCUUCCUUCUUGGCGUGUGGGCCAAAGAUCUGAACAGUCGCGAGGACUAUGUGAAGCGCAGCGUUCAGGGGAAGCUGGCCAGUGCCACCCACUCGCAGACAGAGUCGUACCUCAAACCUCUCUUUAGGAAGCUCAGGAAGAAGGGUUUACCAGCUGACAUCAAGGAGUCCAUCACUGACAUCAUCAAAUUCAUGCUGGAGAGAGAGUACGUCAAGGCAAACGACGCGUAUCUUCAGAUGGCCAUUGGAAACGCCCCCUGGCCCAUUGGUGUGACCAUGGUGGGCAUCCACGCCCGUACGGGCAGAGAGAAGAUCUUCUCCAAGCACGUGGCUCACGUCCUCAACGAUGAAACGCAGAGGAAGUAUAUUCAGGGACUAAAGAGGCUGAUGACCAUCUGCCAAAAACACUUCACGACGGUUCCAUCCAAGUGUGUGGAGUACAACGCGCUUUAAUGCUACGCCGCGACUGAACAUUCAAGCAGAUGGAUCGUGUCAAGAUGGCAAGUUGUUGUAAAAGUCACUCUUUGAUGGAGAUGACACCAAUCCCCCUCAGACUCGUCGUGACGCUCAUUGGUUUUCUCACCAUCUCAUUUUUCUCAGUCGAUAAUAACCUGUUGGUCUUUUGAGCACAUGCAUACUCUCAGAAUUUUGUUCUUUCAGGAAACAUUUGCGAUUUAGCAUUUAGUGUGAUCCACUGUGCUGUCUAAAGCGGAAGAUCCUUUAGUGUAAGUUUUAUUACACACACCCACCCACCCCUGCCAAAUCAGGUGUGUGCAUCUUUUGUUGCGCUUGGGGUUUUCAGUAUACUCUGGAGAAUUUAGUAGGAAAUCAUACCAAAACAGCUGCACUGUUUUCCAACCACAUGCUGUAAAAGAAGCAGAUUUCUAUUUAUACAUGGCGUGUUCAUCACAUGUUCUAGGCAACCCCGAGUAAUCCAAAAUCCCGCUAAAUUAGUCUGUAAUCAGUUAUAUCUGAUAUUGGGGGUUCUUUCCUCCUAAAAAUUUUAUUUUUCCUAAUAUUAAAACUCCAUUUUCUUGUUUAUAAAUAAAUUCCUACUAAAUUCUCAGUUUAUCUGAAAUUACCGUCACGCCUUUUAUGUUAUUUUUAAAACAUUAAAGAAAUGGUUUCAGAAA
Messenger RNA from Syngnathus typhle (broad-nosed pipefish), 1871 nucleotides. It is a transcript of the gene prpf18, whose product is annotated as PRP18 pre-mRNA processing factor 18 homolog (yeast). The transcript has 10 exons. NCBI's taxonomy places the organism in Eukaryota, Metazoa, Chordata, Actinopteri, Syngnathiformes, Syngnathidae. Gene Ontology annotation, biological process: generation of catalytic spliceosome for second transesterification step; RNA splicing. Gene Ontology annotation, cellular component: U2-type post-spliceosomal complex; U4/U6 x U5 tri-snRNP complex; U5 snRNP. Bases 139 to 1191 code for a protein of 350 amino acids. The record is from RefSeq and is a predicted model, not a curated record.